Rubroshorea leprosula is the source of this 836-nucleotide messenger RNA. The record is from the annotation of a GenBank genome assembly. NCBI's taxonomy places the organism in Eukaryota, Viridiplantae, Streptophyta, Magnoliopsida, Malvales, Dipterocarpaceae.
GCUAUAGUACUAAGCUUUUGCCUGUGUCUCCAUACCUUUUCCUCAUAUACAGAAUGUAGAAAUCUUUUGAAGCCAUUCCUCAAAGAGAGGAUGUGGAUGAAGGCACCUUUAGUUGAUCAAUUUGUUGAUGUAAUUAAACAAACAGUCUUUGCCAACAAGCAUUGGAUUCCUCCUCCAAGAGAGGGAUCGCUUUAUAUUAGGCUAACAUUGAUGAGAAGUGGCCUAACUCUUGCAGUAGCAGCUUCACCAGAUUAUACAUUCCUUAUUUUUGGUUCUCCUGUUGGCGACUAUCACAAGGUUGAGGCAACCAUAAACUUGAUUGUUGAAGUUAAGUUCCACAAAGCUACUCCUGGAGGAACUGGAAGUGUUAAAGUUAUUGGAGGAGAUUCCUUGGAAAGAAAAGAUGACAAAUCACUGUUGGAGCAUGAUGGAACAACAAGAUUUUCAGUAGAAGAACCACUAGACUACACCGGCACUAGAACAAAAGAUGUUGUAGUUGAAGAACCAUUGGAUUGCACCUGUAUAGGAACAGAAGACGUGAAAGCCGUAGGAAUAGAUGCGGAAUUGGUACACGACAGGGAAGGCUGCAAAAUGCAUGGAGCAAAUGGUGUGGGAGACCACGAGGAAGACUGUUAGACUGGUGAAGAAGAGUCACUAAUGGUUUGGCUAGUAGGUGGCAUGGAUGGACUAGACAAGGUAUUUUGGGUAAAGGUGGGGAAAGUAGUGUCUAUGAGGUCAAAUGGGAAUGAAAGGCAGAGGUAUGUGUGUGGGAAACUGGUGGAGAAGCAAUAAGAAGUGUGUAAGGAAAAUAUGUCUAAUCAAAGGUGACAUGACGA